Dufourea novaeangliae is the source of this 734-nucleotide messenger RNA. RefSeq lists its product as uncharacterized. The transcript has 4 exons. The coding region runs from base 55 to 492 and encodes 145 amino acids. Lineage: Eukaryota; Metazoa; Arthropoda; Insecta; Hymenoptera; Halictidae. The record is from RefSeq and is a predicted model, not a curated record.
UUUAGAACACGCGAUUGGAGGAUUUGUAAUACCAGUAUUAUUUCUGAUAUAAAAAUGACGGGAUUCAAAUGGGUUAGGUUCACGGGCGCACGUUACACGGUGCCGGGGAUGAUUUUGAUCGGUAAGGAUCUCGACGGCACUAAUCUCGUGGUCGGUCGUGCUUACCAUUGCGGGGAUAUGCUACCCGCGAAGGCAAAGCCGGAGCACGGUAUCGCUUACGUUUGCCACAACGGCCAGGAGCACAUAAAACGCGACUUCGAGAUUCUGAUGCCCGCCGAUUUUAAUUGGAUUCGGGCGGCGCACGGUAAUGUACCGAUCGAAGCGGUCGAGGCUGGAAUGACGCAGAACGGAGAGAUGCUUUACAUUGGGCGUACAUACCACAAUGGCGCGCCGUGUAUUGGAAAGGUGCACAGAUCUCACGGUGUAUUAUACGUACCAUUCGAUGGGAAGGAAGUCCCUUUUAGGGAGUACGAAGUUUUGACGCAAAGUUAAUUUAUAUGUCUAAAACGCACAGCUUACGGCUUCUGGCACAGACAGCUCUCUUGUGACAACAUUUGUUAUUCAAAGUUGAUCCAAUACACUUUUGACAUAAUCAACUAAUUACAUAAAUAUACAUUAUCUACCUUUAAUAUGAGUCUUCUGAGUUCAAAGAACUGGAUAUGCAAUCUUUAGAGACUGCGACUAUUAGUGUGUAAGUGUAAUUUUUUGAACGCGGAUGUUUAUGAGAGUUUAAA